UGACAAUAAUAACAAACAUUGACAUUUUAUCAACUGACAUAAAUUUGAAGUCCAAAAUUCCGUGUCCGCCACUGUUGCUCAAAAAAAUUUCAACCUCGCAAUUUUUUAUUGCCACACUGGCAACAUUUUAAAGAUGGACCAGAAGAAAAGUCAUAACGCAAGUAGGUUGGGGGUAACGAGGAAAAACAAACCGCCCCCUCAAAUCCGGCAAACGUUGGCAAGUAAGUACCGACUACUUAAGGCAAAUCCUUUAUUGCGAUGGGAAUUGGAGGAAAAACUUGUCUCAAAAAAUCCAAAGGAAAGCUUUGUGCCAUUAACAACACCACUCAAAACCUUGGUUAAACUGUUGGAUGAUGGAGAACCCAAUGUAGAGUCUAGUCAAACCGGGAAAAUUACGCAAAAACCAGUUUCCAAUCCUGCGACUAUUACGAAAACUUUUCACGUUGAAAACAAACAAGAAAAAUUGAACAGUGGAAGGGAAGUGAAAAAUCCAGUUUGUAAUGAGAAGAGCAAUGUUUUCGGUAAUACAACGACUAGAAACACUGAUUUUACAAUUGGAAACAAACGGUUAUUGACUCAAAAACAUGUUCUUCGCAAAUCGUUAUCUUUUCACGUCCCUGAAACUAAAAAAAAAAAUUUGAAUAGUGGAAGAAAAGUGGAAAAUUCAAUUUGUAAAGAAAAGACAAUGAAUACUUCAACUCUGCUAAAUACCCCCAAAAAAGUGGAAUGUUGUCCCAUGACUCCAAGCCGAGAAACGAAAGAAGUAACAAGGAGGCUAAGUGAGUGGAUGAGAAAAAGGGGCAAAAACUUAGCCGACUUCAACCAUUUGAAAUGUUUUGGGGUACAUUUACAAACCAAAAAUGAAUCACAAAUCGCUGAUAAGGAAAAUAUAGAGACACACAUUGUAAGAGAGAACAGUUUUGACAACAAAGAAGAAAUUAAAGUCGUCAAAAAUGACGAUUUUGCAACCGUUGCUCAUGAUGCUUUGACCGAUUUGCACAAACUGAUUUUAGAAGGAUACCCGCCUGAACAGUGUGAAAUUUGGCUGAGACUAAUCAAAGACAAGUCCACAAAAGUCAAAGACACGCCUGAAUAUUGGGAAUGUCGAGCUGCUUUAGAACAAACAAAAGGAAACAUUGAUCUAGCUGUCGAGUGCUACAAAACUGCCAUAAUACAAGGCGCUAAAGUCGAAAAUGUGGACAAACACCUUGAUCAACUGUUACAAAAAUUCAGUUUGCUAAAUAUCGACAAUGAUUUUGGAAAUAAUCAAAAGAGUAAAGUUGUUGAAAAUGUUAGAAAUAUCUUCAAGUCGAGUAUUAUUCAAUUCGCUGUUCAGGAACGGUUUAUUAAAACAAAAAAUAGUGACGGUGAUAUCACACUCCAAAAAAAAUUAAUUGCAACUCCUGUGAGGAGAAGUACACGUUGUUCAAGGUCGGCUUUUACUACCACCCCCAAAAUACAGAUUUAUUCGUCGUUGCAGGACAUUGAUAGCUCUAUCAGGUGCACUCUUGAUUUCAAAUGCAACAAUGCGUUAAGAGAUUAGGUUUUUAUAUUGAGAAAUGUAUAAUACUUUUUUAAAAUUAAAUUUAUUACAUAUUUUGACAAGGCAACUUGUACGUUACUUUCCAAAUAAAUUAAUAAUUUUC
Messenger RNA from Tribolium madens (black flour beetle), 1646 nucleotides. RefSeq lists its product as uncharacterized. The transcript has 5 exons. NCBI's taxonomy places the organism in Eukaryota, Metazoa, Arthropoda, Insecta, Coleoptera, Tenebrionidae. Bases 134 to 1543 code for a protein of 469 amino acids. The record is from RefSeq and is a predicted model, not a curated record.